Molecule: messenger RNA, 207 nt
Organism: Neolamprologus brichardi
Lineage: Eukaryota; Metazoa; Chordata; Actinopteri; Cichliformes; Cichlidae
Source: RefSeq, a predicted model, not a curated record
AUGGCGUGGAGUCCCGCCGACCUCCGGCUGCAAACAGCCUGCAGCCUUUACAGCCGACAGUCCGCCGAGUGCAUCGGGCUAAACUAUGCACUACGGCGUGUCCGCGAUGCCUUCAAGGCCAACAGAAAUGUAGAGGAUCCAAAGGCUGUGGAGAGACUGAUGGAGGAGGGAUGGCAGACUCUGGCCCUGAUACAGAGACAGGUGUGA